AUGGCGAAGACUAUCAACGUCAGCGAGACUGAAAAUGUCUCUUACAGCCAAUUUGCCUGUAUUGGUUCUGGGUUUGCAGCCAUUGGCCUAGGGGCAACGCUGAAACGAUGGUAUGGAAUCGAAGACGUAAAGUUCUUUGAACGGCAUAGCCAGCUAGGUGGAACUUGGUUCAUUAAUCGAUACCCGGGAUGCGCUUGCGACGUCCCCAGCGCGCUGUACAGCUUCUCCUUCGAGCCCAACCCCCACUGGACGCGAGUCCUACCGACCUACUCUGAGAUAUGGGAGUACCUCAACAACAUAGCCCACAAGUACAACCUCAUCCGCAACAUGUCGUUCGACGUGCUGGUCGAGCGCUGCGAGUGGAUCGAGGAACGCGCCCGCUGGCGCCUCUCGAUCCGCCACCUCAAGUCGGGCGCCACCUUUUUCCACGAGUGCCAGUUCCUCUUCGCCGGCACGGGCGCGCUGGUCACACCCAACGACAUUGACGUGCCCGGCGCGGACACCUUCAAGGGCGUAAUCGAGCAUACCGGCCGGUGGCGUCCGGAUAUCGAGCUCGAGGGGAAGAAGGUCGUCCUUUUUGGCAACGGGUGCACCGCCGCGCAGGUCGUUCCGAAUAUCGUCCACAAGACAAAGUCGCUGACGCAGAUUGUGCGAUCGAAGCACUGGAUCUUCCCGCCUAUUGAUAGGAAGGUGCCCGACGUGAUUCGGUCCGGGCUCAGGACCGUACCCGGCCUGACGCGUCUUCUGCGCUUCAUCGUCUUCGCUGCGGCGGAGAGCUCGUUCCAGGGGUUCCCGUUGACGGAGGCGGCGGGGAAGUACAGGGCCGGGCAGAAGAAGAUUGCGGAGGAGUAUAUGCGGUCUACGGCGCCGGCCAAGUACCACGACUUGCUGGUUCCGGAGUUCGAGAUUGGGUGCAAGCGGCGCAUCUUCGAUUCCGGGUACCUGAAGAGCCUGCACGCCGAGAAUUUGACGUUGACGAACGAGAAGGCGCUGGAGAUUGUGCCCGAGGGCGUCAGGACGGCAAAGGGGCUCAUUGAGGCCGAUGUGAUUAUCCUGGCCAACGGAUACCACACGAAUGAGUUUGUUGCUGGAGUCAAUGUCAUUGGGCGAGACGGCGAGACGAUCCCGAGCCAUUGGAAGUCGUUUGGCGGGCCUGAGGGAUACAACUGUUCGAUGAUGAACAACUUUCCCAAUUUUGUCAUGAUUAUGGGCCCCAACGCUGCGACGGGACACACCUCGUCCAUCAUGGCCCUAGAAAACUCCAUCAACUACGCCCUGCGCGUCUUCAAGCCCGCGCUGGAAGGUAGAGCGAGCAUCGCGGAGAUCAAGCGCGAAGCCGAGGAGACCUACACCGAUACCAUCCAGGACGCCCUGCAGCACAGGGUGUGGAACUCGGGAUGCAGCAGCUGGUACUUUCAAAAAUCGGCGGACGGCACCAAGACGUGGAACGCCAUGAGUUACCCCUAUACGCAGGGCUACUUUUGGUAUCGCUGCCUGUUCCCAGUGUGGUCGGACUGGGAGUAUAGCGUGAGUAGACCAAGGAGCAUGGCAAUAACUGCCUGGAUGAAUAGCGAAGCUGACUUGAUUUUUACGUUACAGGGACAAACUAGUUCGGUCUCGUCGAUCAAGAAGAGGCAGCCGCGGGGUUUGCUUUUCUUCCUGACUACGUUGCUUGGUCUCGCGGCCUGGGGUACUUUUGACAAGACGGGAUUCACUGCAGCUGUGGCUCACGCUCAGAUUUCGUUCAAUGCCCUUGUUUCCUCCAUUCCCAAGUAGAUCAUCGUCAUCAUCAUAAUGUAUUUCCUCAAACUGCCAGCGGCUAAAUCGUUGCAAGGGUGUUCAGUGUCUCGCUCUGAGUUCAUCUGAGAGCUGUAUACAAAAUAGUCUAGCCAAGUUGUCCCACAACCUUUGAUACUCACAUGAGAAUAAAC
Colletotrichum godetiae is the source of this 1931-nucleotide messenger RNA. Its product is annotated as monooxygenase. Lineage: Eukaryota; Fungi; Ascomycota; Sordariomycetes; Glomerellales; Glomerellaceae. The transcript has 3 exons. The record is from RefSeq and is a predicted model, not a curated record. Gene Ontology annotation, molecular function: flavin adenine dinucleotide binding; N,N-dimethylaniline monooxygenase activity; NADP binding. The coding region runs from base 1 to 1776 and encodes 591 amino acids.